This is a messenger RNA of Caenorhabditis angaria, 6421 nucleotides long. The record is from the annotation of a GenBank genome assembly. NCBI's taxonomy places the organism in Eukaryota, Metazoa, Nematoda, Chromadorea, Rhabditida, Rhabditidae.
AUGCCGAGGCGAAAAUCAAAGCCUCGCGUUUCACCAGCCGCCUUCUUCCGCGUAACAAAACGCAACACCGGACAAGCCGAAACAGUUUGGGAGCAUUUGAGAAAUCUGAUGUCACGCGAACUGCACGAAGAAGUCAUUUUAAUGUACGAGGUGACGAAUCUCUGCGACGCUGACAGUCAUUUCAAUCUGCCAACAACUUUCGAAGACACCGAAACAUUUUUCGAAAUCGGCCGCGCAUAUUUUCUCACUCAUCGCUACGCACUCUGCGAUCAUAUUUACAAAACAAUGAUCGAAACUUUCCCGAUGCCGAAAUUUCCCGAAGAACAAACCACUGAAUCUGUAAGAUUUUCAUUUUCAGGAAAAAAUCAAUAUUUAGAGAGCGCAUUUCAGGAUUUCUGCGAGCACACUGUAAAAUACGCGCGACACGAAUGUUUGAUGAAAAUGAAAAAGCUUUAUGAUGCUUAUGGUAAGUUGGGUUUUUGGUUAAAAUUUGGAAUUUAGCCUUUUUCGGUUUGUGGAGCAAAAACUAGUAUAUUUAUGCAAAAUUUCCAGUUUUACUCAGAGAUUCGCUGGCCAGCUGGUCACUAGGUGGGGGCGACUGCCCAUCUGAAACUGACACGGACAACCACAUCGCCCGUAUUUUUUGCCAGACGACCCGGUGGCGAGGUGGUUCAGUUCAUGCAGACCACCUCGCCCAGGUUGUCCACCUCGAGCCGACCUCGCGUCCAGAUCGUCUCGCUUAAGAGAAAAAAGUCCAAAAAACUUGUGAAUCCGAGCAUUCUAGAAGAAAUUGGCUCAUUUUCUGUUUUUUCGGAGUACUAGAAACCUCAGGAAGUGAAAAAAACAGUAAAAAAUGCACUAUUUUGAGUACAAACCACCGUCUUGCUAGCUUUCCAGAAUUUCAAACACACAGGCCACGUGGCCGGAAAACUCAAGGCGACCUGGUGGCCGAAUCAAAUUCAGCUCGUUUUGAACUUUCCGGCCACCUGGUCCUGAUCUAGUGGCGAGCUGGCCAGCGAAUCUCUGAGUUAGACCGUUUUGGACGUUUAAAAAUCAAAAAAAGAUUCUCGGAGCCCAAGAAAAACUCAAAAAUGCACGAAAUCAGAGAUUAUUGGUUUUUCUCGCUAUGAAAAUUCUCGCCGAGCAAAAAACUCGAAUUUUUGAGCUUUUCUUGAGCUCGGGGAGCAAUUUUGUUAAUUUUAAAACUCAAAACUAGAAUUCAUGCGAAAAUGUUCGUUUUCAGUGAAUUUUUAGCAAAAAUAUGGCUUUGGAUCUUUAAAAAUCAAAAAACAAAAUGCUCCGUAAGCCCAAGAAAAGCUUUAAAAUGCUCUUCGAGUCGAAAAACAUCGAGAAAAACCCAAAAAUCAUCAUUAAUUGUGCAUUUUCGGGCUUGAGAGCUUUAUUUUCAAAUUUUCAGCAUGUUUGACAACAAUAGAAAAUCCAACAGUUCCUCUGAAACUCAAAGCAGCCUAUUUAUCAGUUGUAAAUGCGUCAGCAAAAAAACCACGUGAACGAAAAACUGUUUAUAAAUGGAAACCGGUGAAAUUUGAUGAGUAAGUUGAUAUAUCUUUCAAAAAACCAUAAUCUCCCUGUUAGAAAUCAAUUCAGAUCCAACAAUCCGUCGAAAAACUGCAAUUCAUCACUCGGAGCCGCUUCGCAAUUCGUCAGAAAUCAAAAAUCCGAAGUUCCUCGCGAUUUUUGCGAGAAAUUCGCGCAAAAAUUUGCUGGCAAUUCGGAGCGACACAACGUGGAAAUGUGGUUGAAAGCACAACAGGCGGCUGGAAAACGCGAUUUUUCGCGAGCCAUUUUAUAUUUGAAGCGAAUGACGCAUGCGAAUUCGCGAGUUCAGAGUGAAAUGGGAAAGUUUUAUUUCAAAUUGGGGAGAAAGGAUCAGGCGAGACGCGUUUUGCAAGCGGUUUUUGAGCGCAAUGUUCGAUGGGUUGAAGGAAUGGAUUUGUUGGCGUUUUUACUGUGGGAGGUUGGAUUUUUCUGGAAUUUCUGGAGCUUGGGCUGAAAAUUUGACGAAAAUUGAUCUAAUCAUAUCAAAUUCAGAACUUUUUCACCAUUUCUGUGUCAAAUUUUGAUCCAAAAAAAAUACGUUUCAAAAUUUUGAUAUAAUUUAUUGUCAAAUAUUUUUUCUUCAGUUCCUUUUUAUCGUCAAAACCGAAAUUAAAAAAAUGCUCAAAACGUGGAUGAAACUUCUGAAAUUAUCGAAUUUGGAGAAAAUCUCACGAAAAAAGUUAUGACGUGGUCAUUUUAUUUUUUAUUAUAUUAUUUUUUUUAUUAUAUAAUUUGGCUUCAUUUUCAAAAUUCGGUGUCUCCAGAAUUCCAAUUUUUCAAAAAAAAAAAAAAUUCAAUUUCGCCACGUCAUAAUCAGUAAAAUUUAUAACAAACUUGAAAAUCUACUAUUUAUUCUAUUUAGUUUUCAGCUCAAAUUCUCAUUUUCACCAUUUCUGAGUCAAAUUUUGAUCCAAAAAAAAUACGUUUCAAAAUUUUGAUAUAAUUUAUUGUCAAAUAUUUUUUCUUCAGUGUCGUUCCUUUUCAAAAUACUGGGUGAAAAUUUAUCGAUACCAAAAUUUCAAAAAAAAUCUUACGAAAAAUGGAAAAUGCUCAAAAUGACGUGGAUGAAUUUUCUGAAAUUAUCGAUUUUUCUAUUGAAAAUCUUGCAAAUGUUGAUAUUUCAUGACAAAUCUCUCGAAAAUUUUCGAUUUUUCUAAAAAAAAAAAUUCAAUUUUGCCACGUCAUAACCCUUUUUCUAGUCACAAAACCAUAAUACAAUUUUUUCCAGGACGAAAAUAAGUUUGGAAACCAGCUCGAACAUCUCUCACGAAAUCUUCUGGAUCUCUGGCCAGAUCGAGCCGAAACUUUUAUUGCAGCUGGAUAUAUGACGAUCAGUGAGUUGUUUCAAAAGAAAACUAAAUAAAUAGCUGAAAAUUUGUAGAUCUCGAUUGGUAUACAGCUUAUGAGCAUUCUGCGCGAGCUCUCGGGGCAGCUGAAGUCGCGACAGAGCAAAAUGCAAGAGCAAUUUUGCUGAGAGCUCAAUGUUUGAUUAAAAUGAGUGAGUUUUUUGGGCCUGGAGCUCUGAAAUUCAAAAAUAAAAUUUUGGAGCUCAAUUUCAAUUUCAGAGCGUGCCAACGAUGCGAUGCGACAACUUCAAGAGGGUGUUUCGCGCGACAAAAACAACGUGGAAUUGUUCAGAGAACUUUGCUUGCUCAUGUUAGAGCAUGAUGAGUGAGUUAGCUUAACUUUUACCCUGCGAACACGUGAUUCUGGUUUUUUUAAACAAAAUUUUUGGAUUCGGGAACAUUUUCUGAAUCUAAACUUUUUGUUUUAAAAAAAGUUGUUUUGAGAAUUUGUCUGAAACUUCGAAUUCCACGAAUUUUCAGACAAGUUCCCAAUAAUUCCAGUCAUCGAGAGGCGAAAAAUCAAGUGACAAAUCUGGUGCUGAACAAUCCCAACGAUUUGAACGCGAAAAUAUUGAAGGUGCAUGUUUUUAUCAGUGCAAAUAGUCGAACACGGGAAACACACAAUACAAAUACGGUGAGUCUUUUGAAUGAAAUUUUGUAUGGAAAUUUCAGAAUUUUAAUGAAAAGUUGCUGAAAAUUUGAUUUAUAAUUUUGAAAAAAUCAAAUCAUUGAAACGUGGCAUUUUCUGAAAAUUUGAAUUUUGUAAGAAAACCUGAAAUUAGAAUUUUUUGUGCCAAAAUUCAGAAUAAAUUCGAGAAUUUCUUGAAAAUUUGAUCAAUUUCGAGUAAAAUGAAAAAAAAACAAAAAAAAAAAACUUGAAGCCCAAAUUCGGAAUACCAAAUUUUCUUUCAAGAAUCUACCACGUGGCAUUUUCGGCCCCGAAAAUGUGGAUUUUUUCGGAAAUAUCUGGAAAAUUUAAAAAAUCAAGAAAGUUAACCUCAAAUUUUAUGAAAAAUCUUGAAUUUUCAGAAUACGGUGAGUCUUUUGACACCAAAAAAGUUUGAAUUUUCUAUGAAAAUCUGAAAAAUUUAUGAAUUUCUUGAAAAUUUUGGAUACUUUUUGACAAAGAUUUGAAUUUUCUAUCAAUGAAAUAUUGUAAUUGCCACGUGGCAUUUUUUUUGCUCUGAAAUUUGCAAAAUUCUAGAAUUUUUUGAAUUUUCACCUCAAUUUUUGGAGCUAAAAUUUACCUAGGGCCUAUCAGAGCCUGAUCGGAAUCGGAAUAUCGGAAUUCCGAAAUUCCGAAACCGACAGGUUUUUCGGAAUUAGACAAACGUGUCUCGGAAUCGGAAUCUAUUUUCUCGGAAUCGGAAUCAUUCCGAUGUUACUUCCGAAACUUUUUGGAAUUUCGGAAUGUGUUUCUCUUCCGAAAUUCGGAAUUUUUCUACCGAAUUUCGGCAUUUUUCGGAAUGUUUGAGCUGAAAUUAGUAAAAAAUUCAACAAAAAAAUGGAAAAAUUGAUAAAUUUUACCUGUCAUUUUCAAAAAAUCUCUUUUUAUCUUGUGAUUCUCAAAAAUGUAACUUUUGAGGACAAAUUUUAAAGUUUUAUAUCAUUCCGAAACAUUCCGAAAAAAUUCCGAAAUUCCGAGGUAAAAAUGUCGGAAAGGAGGUUCGGAAUUCGGAAUUACGAUCUGACCACUCGGAAUGAGUGUGCUCAUUCCGAACCUUCCGACAAGGUCCAUUCCGACCAGGCCUGGGGCCCUAUUCGGCCUAUUUUUACCUGGAAAAUCCCGAAAAUUUCAAUUUUUCCCCUCAAAAACCUGAUUUUUUCCUCAGGAUAUCAUUGGAAUGAUGGAAGAAAUAUUGCAAGAAUAUCCACAUUCUGUUGGAGAUGUCAUUGAAUUAUUAGACGAAUAUUACAAGUCGAAUUUGACGGAACCUUGUAAAAAUUUGAUGGAACUUAUUGAAAAAGUGAGUUUUCCCAGGGUUUCCUCCAUGAAAAAACCUGAUUUUCAUCAUGAAAUUUCAGCACAAAAAACGGAUUUUGCAUGAUAAAAUGCGAUUAUAUCACAAUUUACAAGCGGAAUACAAUUUGCGGUGUCAAAAACCGACGAAAAGCUAUAAACAUGCGAUUGCUGCGCAAAUUUUGGGAGAAGAUGUGAAUGGAGCAUAUGUGAGUGAUUUUUGAGCACUUUCAGAGGGAAAUUCAGAUUUUUCAUGAAAUUUGGGCCCUAAAGACAUCUCACAAGCCUAGAUUCUGAAAAGAACACAAUUUCCAUCAAAAAUUUUGAACAAAAACAACAUUUAACAAAAUCUGAAAGUAUUUUAUUUUGGCUAUCUGAAAAUUGUUGGAAUUUUCCUUCAAAAAUCUAGAAAUUAUCCGUUCCAUCAUCAAAUCAAAGAAUUGUUAAUAUGAGCAAUGGGUCAAUUUAUUGAUUUUUUUUGUUGAAAAUUUCAUGUUUUUAGCCAAACUCUUCAAAAUUCCCCCAUUUUUUGCAGAUGUCUCGAAUCGAACAAGAAUAUCGAAAUAAUUGUCAACAUCUUUUGGAUGAGCAAUUCUCGAUUUGUUCAACACCGCCCUCUUCUGCAAUCUCAUCACCAAAUCCAAAAUCGUCAAGAAAACGCGGAAAAAGUUCGACUUCGAGUUGUUUUGAGAAUACGCCGAGUUGCUCGUAUAAUUUGAGAAGUCGACAGUCGAGUAUUGGAACACCGUGAGUUGAAGGGGGAUUUUUUUCAGAGAAAAAUCUGGAAAUCCUGAGUUUUUGGGUGCAAAUCUGGCAAAAAGUAGAAGAAAUCUUGAAUUUUCCAUGAAAAAUUUAAAAUUUGAUUUUUUUUUAUUCAAAAAGUUGUGUUAAAACUUUUCAGAUCAUCUCAAAAAUCUGAUAUUUCUGUAAUUUUGAAUCUAUAUUCAUAAUUUUAUCAGAAAAAUCUGAAAAUUCCUAAUUUUCAUCUGAAACUGAAAAUUUGUUCUUAAAAUCUGGAAUUUUUUUGCAUGAAAGUAGUAGAAAUCGAGAAAUUUUGAUUUUUUCAUGAAACAUUUGAGAAAUUCUGUUUUUCUACUGAAAAAUCAAUUUUUUAAAUUUUGUUUCAAAAAAAAUUUAAAAAAUUUCUGAUUUUUAGAGAAAAUCCGAAAAAGUUCAAUUUAAAGUGAAUUUCCCAAACUUUUAUCAGAAAAAUCUGAAAAUUCCCAAUUUUUCAACUCAAACUGUAAUUUUGUUCUAAAACUCCAUGAAAAUCCAAUUUUCCAGAGUUCCCCCAAAUCUGAGCAAUGAAUCAAUUGAUCGCGAUCUCGAUCUCAACUUCUCAAUGACAACUUUGACCGCCAACAAUCUUCGAAACGAUUUUCAAAUAUUCUCGCCCGAUUUGGAAGAACGACAAAGUAGUAGUGGAGAAGAGGAGAUGAUGGAAACUGAGGAGAAUCAUCGUGUAGUUCACGAGGAGGAUCAGGAAAAUUACGAUGAUGAAGAAUCGGAAGAGGAAUUUGAAGUUGAAGGCGAGGAAAGUGAGGAGGAUGAGUGA